This is a messenger RNA of Hippocampus comes (tiger tail seahorse), 2650 nucleotides long. RefSeq names its product dihydropyrimidinase-related protein 2. Bases 311 to 2266 code for a protein of 651 amino acids. The transcript has 14 exons. Gene Ontology annotation, cellular component: cytoplasm; cytosol. Lineage: Eukaryota; Metazoa; Chordata; Actinopteri; Syngnathiformes; Syngnathidae. The record is from RefSeq and is a predicted model, not a curated record. Gene Ontology annotation, molecular function: hydrolase activity, acting on carbon-nitrogen (but not peptide) bonds, in cyclic amides.
UGUGUCCCUAACAUCGUCGGACUUGUCACAUUGUGGUCGCAUGCUCGUAGCUUAGAAACAAAAGUCUUAUCACGUUAACAUUUUCUCGGUUUUUUUUUCGCCACUUGAAGGCAUUUUCACUAGGGUGGGUCUGCUUUCAUGUUGCAUUGUCCUUUUCAUUUGUCCGCUUUAGUCACGCUGCCACCACCUACCUGCAAUUGAAGUCAUCUCAAGGCGGUGGCCGUGCAGGAGAGCGGAGCUGAGAUAAAGGAGAUUUUUUUGAAUAUCUAUAUUUUGGCCUCCUGUACAGCUGCAACACCGUCUGCAAGGCAUGUCGACCACCGGGGAAGUGGCAGCAAGCGGCUUUUUUAAGAACAUGGGCUCCGACAGCCCCGCCAGACCGAGGCAGCAGUUCUGUGGCAUGUUCUGCCCGGUGGAAGGCUCCUUAGACAGCAAGACUUUGGACUUCGAUGCGCUGUCUGCGUGCAGAGGAAAGCGAGACAGUCGAGUCAUUGACCGGCAGAGCGACAUUUCCCAGCCCAAGAAGGUGGAGAUCAGGGAGAGCACUGGCAAGGAGGCUUUGCAGAAUCUGGAUGAUGGAAAGAGUGACCGUCUCCUGAUCAAAGGAGCGAAGAUCGUCAACGAUGACCAGUCCUUCUGCGCUGACAUUUACAUGGAGGAUGGCGUUAUCAAACAAAUCGGUGAAAAUCUCAUCGUGCCUGGUGGGGUGAAAACCAUCGACGCCCAUGGGCGCAUGUUGAUGCCAGGAGGCAUUGACGUGCACACACGCUUCCAGAUGCCCGAUCGAGGCAUGACAUCUGCUGAUGAUUUCUACCAGGGCACCAGAGCGGCACUGGCGGGAGGCACCACGAUGAUCAUCGACCACGUGCUCCCCGAGCCAGGAGUCAGUCUCAUCUCGGCCUUCGAGCAGUGGCGCGAAUGGGCCGACAGCAAGUCGUGCUGCGACUACUCACUGCAUAUGGACAUCACUGAGUGGCACAGAGGCAUGCAGGAAGAGAUGGAGGCCCUUGUGAAGGAUCACGGUAUCAACUCAUUCCUGGUCUAUUUGGCUUAUAAGGAUCUUUUCCAGCUAACUGACACUCAGGUGUAUGAAGUGUUCAGUGUGAUCCGUGAUCUUGGAGCCAUUGCUCAGGUGCAUGCUGAAAACGGAGACAUUGUUGCUGAGGAACAGCGCCGGAUCCUGGAGCAGGGCAUCAAUGGUCCUGAGGGACACGUCUUGAGCCGUCCCGAGGAGGUGGAGGCGGAGGCUGUAAAUCGCUCGGUGACUGUGGCCAAUCAGACCAACUGCCCUCUGUAUGUCACCAAGGUAAUGAGCAAGAGUGCCGCUGACGUCAUCGCUCAAGCCAGGAAGAAGGGCACCGUUGUCUAUGGAGAGCCGAUCACCGCGAGCCUGGGAACAGACGGCUCACACUACUGGAGCAAGAAUUGGGCCAAGGCAGCAGCUUACGUCACCUCCCCACCGCUGAGCCCCGACCCGACCACACCAGACUAUCUCAACUCCUUGCUCUCUUGUGGUGACCUGCAGGUGACAGGAAGUGCACAUUGUCCUUUCAACACUGCCCAACGCGCCGUGGGCAAAGAUGACUUCAGCUUGAUUCCGGAAGGUGUCAACGGCACAGAGGAGAGGAUGUCGAUUAUCUGGGACAAGUGUGUGGUGACUGGCAAGAUGGAUGAAAACCAGUUUGUGGCGGUGACCAGCACCAAUGCGGCCAAGAUCUUUAACCUGUACCCCCGCAAAGGUCGUAUUUCUGUGGGCUCUGAUGCAGAUCUGGUGCUGUGGGACCCCGAUGUCACGAAGAUCAUCUCCGCCAAAAGCCACAACUCGACUGUGGAGUAUAACAUCUUUGAAGGAACCGAGGUGCGUGGAUGGCCACUGGUGGUGAUCAGCCAGGGCAAGAUCGUCUUGGAGGAAGGAAACCUCCACACCACAGAAGGUUCUGGACGCUACGUGGCCCGCAAACCUUUUCCGGACUACGUCUACAAAAGGAUAAAAGCUCGCAGCAGGCUGGCUGAGUUGAGGGGUGUACCGAGGGGACUGUACGACGGUCCGGUUUGCGAGGUGUCGGUCACCCCAAAAGCCAUGACGCCCGCUUCAUCGGCCAAGACGUCGCCUGCUAAGCAGCCCAACCAGCAACCAGUCAGGAACCUGCAUCAAUCUGGCUUCAGCCUCUCUGGCGCUCAGGUUGAUGACAACAUUCCUCGCCGCAACACCCAGCGCAUUGUGGCGCCCCCGGGUGGGAAGGCUAACAUCACCAGCCUUGGUUAGAACGUUCCAUCCAUUGCGCAGAGGGGGAGGGUAAAGGAUCUGAGGAAGGACGGCCGAUAGGUGCAGAGGGUUCCACGCCGGGAACUUCUCACGAUGACCCAUUUGGCAUUUCGCCAUCCGUGAUCUGUAACUCUGCCACCGCCUGCUUUUUACCCCCACAUUCUCACUCCCCUUCCUCCUCAAACCAGAUCCUCGAGGACACGGUUCAAAACAAACAAACAAAAAAAAAGGUCUGCCUCACAUGACGGAAAAAAAAAUAAAAACAAUUGUGCACUUUUUAUUUUGUUUAAUACUGUUUGUUCUUUUUCCAGUUCACUUGCCAUUGGGUGGGCUGAUUUAACGCAGAUUGGGUACGUUACUGCAAAAGAUCAAAUGUACUGUAUU